Lingula anatina is the source of this 1580-nucleotide messenger RNA. Its product is annotated as dynein light chain Tctex-type protein 2B. Gene Ontology annotation, cellular component: cytoplasmic dynein complex; cytoplasm. Gene Ontology annotation, molecular function: dynein intermediate chain binding. Gene Ontology annotation, biological process: microtubule-based movement. NCBI's taxonomy places the organism in Eukaryota, Metazoa, Brachiopoda, Lingulata, Lingulida, Lingulidae. The record is from RefSeq and is a predicted model, not a curated record.
UUGAUAGGAAACAAACUUAUUCAUUGUGCUGUUAGUUUAAGACUAUUAGAGAAUUGUUAAACAUCUGAUACAAUGGUAUUUGUUUGCCAGUGCUGCAGGGAGGAAGGAUUGCCAUUCAGUUCAGGCGUUUGGAUGGUUUGUUGUGUAAAUUUUAGGGGCACAACAACACAAUGAACUCUGUGAUGGCCCCGGUGGCAAAUAACAACCGCCCCUUUAUACCAAGUACACAUUGCCUGACCCGGACCAAGUAACCAAUAGACUAAAUCGGGAUCCCGCGUUAAAAAAAGAAAAAAGAAGUUCAUCUAUUGGGUGGAUAAAUGAUAAUCGUGAGGUAAGAAUCUGUGAAUAAUUGUUUGGAGUCACCAGGGAUGAGAAUUUUAUUUGGGUUUACCUAAAAAGAUAAGAAAUUGCAGUAACAUUAUGACGCCUUGAGCCAGGUGAAAGGAGGAACAUUGAUCUACACCUCGUGGGAAAUCACGCUGAUUGAAAACGAAGAAGAGAUCUGACCAGGCGCUGGAGAUGCAAUGGAGUCUUUAGGAACAGCGAUGGUGACGACUCUUCGCAAAGCCACAGAUUCUGGGUCGUCUGGGUAUGGAUCCACUGAGAGGAUCUGUGAAAAAGAAGACAGCGAGCCAUUAAAGGACGCAGAGCCAGGGUUUCAAGCCCAGACAGAUAAUCAGCAUGGAAGCGUUCCCAUCGUGCGACUACCGUCUGCCGGUCCCAAGAAGAAAAGAAGGGGAACGGUUUGUUCUAUGAAGAGUGUCGCGCAGAUGAGCGUUGCAGCCAAGCGGUUAGCGAUUGUCGCCAAGCGAGCAUCAGUGUCUAAACAAAAAGUGGUCUUUGAGAAUACAUACCGAUUGGAACCAAACGGAAGUAUGAGAUUCAGGCAGGGAAAAGUGGAGGAAGCUCUCAGCGAACUUUUGGCAUCAAGCUUAAAGGAUGUCACGUACACAACUUACACGGCACGCAACUUGUCAGUGGACCUUUCCAAUCAGAUUAAAUGCAGAGUAAAGGACAUGGGCUUCAGACGACAUAAACUUGUCGUGGAUGUGUUCCUGGGCCAAAAUUGUGGCCAAGGGAUCGAGGUGGCCAGCAGAUGUGUUUGGGACCCAUCCGUGGACAACUUCGCUACCGCAUCUUAUCAAAAUGAGUCGAUAUUUGCAACCGCAUUGGUGUAUGGUUUCUAUUAUGAAUAACGGAGCAACAAUUGGUUGGUAGUCUUCGAUAAAGUUUUGGUGAAAUGACUUGCAUCAAAACCGUUUUCACUUUGGUCUGGUCUAGAAUUUAAUGAGCCAGAUAUUCUGACUAAAUAACUACAGUACAAACCAAAUCUACAAUCUCUUUAUUACGGAAAUAUAUUUAUUUUAUCGUGAAAUAUUGCUACCCAAAUUAAGAUUAUGCUUCAAUGUAAGAAUUUAUUUUCAUUUGCCUGUUUGUCUCUCAAUUUGUUUGACUGACCCGACAGACAUAUUUCUGGCUGUAUACAGCAAAUGUAAUGUAAAAUGUAAAUCAAAGCUUCUUUAGAUCACGAUUUAUUGAUCGACAAAAUGUUUACUUCUCAAUAAACCACAGGACUUUGA